Molecule: messenger RNA, 3022 nt
Organism: Spinacia oleracea (spinach)
Lineage: Eukaryota; Viridiplantae; Streptophyta; Magnoliopsida; Caryophyllales; Amaranthaceae
Exons: 5
Coding region: 743-2767 (674 amino acids)
Cellular component (GO): membrane
Molecular function (GO): protein binding
Source: RefSeq, a predicted model, not a curated record
UUACCUCUGCUUUUCACUUUCUAGAAUACUGGUUUCAAUAAUUGUGUUAUGAAUUUAUGAUUCCAUUAAAGUCAGUUUGUGAAUUUUGAAUCAAGUUUCAACACUUUUCGUCCCGUGUUUAAGUGAUUAACAUCAGUAUCUUGAUUUGUCCAUUUCCGAUGGAGCCAAAGAUCUGUCCAUUUCCGAUGGAGUCAAAAAUUCAUUUGUUUUUGGUUGUGGAAUGUAGUGGACUAAAUCAAAAUGGCUCUUAAAACCUCUUCGCUUUCUUUCCAUAAAGUAGAAGAUGGUCGUCCCGUUAUCGCUUUUGGGUCAAUUGGAAACAACCUCUCUGCAAUUGCAGGGGUAAGGUUGCGUACACCCGACCCCCCUUACCCCGCUUUUUGCGGGAGCCUCUUUGAGGCAAUGGGGUAAGAUAAUGAUGAUUUUGAUCAAAGAUUAAGGAAAACUUAAGGAUUUGCGGCCUACUUUCUAUCCAUCGAAAAAGAGCCACGAAGGUCGGUAGGUACUAAGACAAUGACUGAUGCUCGAUUAAAGACAGCAUCAUUUGUUUCUAUCAGUUGUCAAAUUCAAACUUAAGACUUCUGUGUUCACAUUUUGAUGUUAGUCUAUGAUUUCUCAGUCAAACAAUUGGAACUGAACAUACAAUAAUUACAUUAAAACAACAAAUCAUGGCCAGUUGGUUACUAAUCACAAUUUUAUAACGAAAUUGGAGUUCAAUUCCUGCACAACUUCGCACAGAAACAUGUCAGGUGAAAGUAUCUACAGGGAGUUCAGUUUCGAUACUUACUCACACGAAGGUGAUCGCUUUGUGUAUCCACCACCAGACCCACCAUCGCCGCCAUCUGAAGUGCAAACUUCAGAAGAAGAGUUUGACGUAAUAGGCAACGACGAAUUCAUACAAUCAAGCAUAACAAUAAGACUAUACCAAGCUGCAUUAACCGGUGAUUGGGAAGCCGUAAAGAGUAUUUGGACAGAAGAUAACGCGUGGAUCAGUACAAGGAUUACAAAGGGAGGCGAGACAGUCCUUCACAUAGCAGCAGCAGCCAAACAUCUGCAUCUUGUUAAGGAGCUAGUUAAGGUUAUGAAUGAUGAUUCUCUGGCUUUGACCAACAGAGUUGGGAACACUGCGCUUUGCUUCGCUGCUGUUUCUGGUGUUGUUGAGAUUGCGAGAGUAAUGGUAAACAAAAGCAGAACAUUGCCAAACAUUAGAGGCAGUCAAGAAAUGACUCCACUUCUUAUGGCAGUGUUGUUGGGUCAUCAGGAUAUGGUCUGGUACCUUAUGUCAGUGACUGAUUAUAACUUGUUGACAGCUGAAGAUGGGAUUGAGCUACUCAUCGGCGCUAUUGAUACCUAUUUAUUUGACGUAGCAUUGCAUAUUCUACGCAACAAUAGAAAUUUGGCUACUUUCCGCGGCAGAAAGAAGGAGACCGCGUUGCAUGCAUUGGCACGAAAACCUCCAAGGGUCGAUAGAUAUCAGCUAAGCACAUGGCAGAGGUUAAAAAUCCAAGGUUGUAGCAGAAAUGAUGCAGAGGCAGAAGUGGUGCUGGAACUAGCACAAACACUUUGGGAUGAAAUCAUAAAACUGAAGCACGCGGAUAUAUCUAAAUUGAUUUGUUUUCCAUGGCGAUUAUUAUUUGUUGCCGCAAAAUUGGGAAAAGUUGAAUUUCUUAUGGUGCUCAUAAAAUCGUAUCCUGAUAUACUUUGGAAAGUGGAUGAAAAUAGAUACAGCAUUUUUCACAUUGCUGUAAUUUAUCGCCAUGAAGAGAUCUUCAAGCUAAUACAUGAGAUAGGAGCGAUCAAGGAUUUAAUAGCUACUUACAAAGAUGACCAUGGAAAUAAUAUGCUCCAUUUGGCGAGCAAGUUGGCGCCUCCCAACCGGCUUAACUGCGUAUCAGGAGCAGCAUUACAGAUGCAGCGCGAGUUACUAUGGUUUGAGGCAGUGAAAAAGAUAGUAAGGCCAGAGUACACUGAAGCUGAAAACAAGGACCAUAAAACACCUCAAACCUUAUUCAGCGAAGAGCACGAAGGACUAAGGAUUAAAGGGGAACAAUGGAUGAAGAAGACAGCCGAAUCAUGCGCUUUCGUUGCAACUCUAAUAGCCACAGUAGUCUUCUCAGCUGCCUUCCAACUACCAGGAGGCAACAACAGCGAAACAGGAAGUCCCGUCUUAGUUAACAGAUCAUCCUUUGUGGUUUUCGCCAUGUCAAAUGCCAUAUCGUUGUUCACUUCUACAGCUUCGAUACUGAUGUUUCUGUCAAUCCUCACUUCUCGAUAUGCAGAGAGAGAUUUCCUCGUAUCGUUGCCAUUGAAGCUCAUGUGGGGUCUCAUCUUGUUGCUUAUCUCAAUAGCAACCAUGAUUGUAGCCUUUACUGCUACUUUCUUCAUCACUUUCCAGAAGCGUAUUAUCAGAUGGGCUCCUACCAUUCCUGUUGCUCUAAUCGCCUCAGUACCUGUUAUGCUUUUCGCCUUCCAACAGUUCCCGCUUCUGGUGGACAUUUAUUACUCGACGUACAAAUCUCAGUCCAUUUUUCAACUCUGUAAACCAAAGCUGUUUGUGCUUCAACACAAGAUCUUCUCCCACCAUGGAAAUGUGGAUUCGAAAUCGCCAAAGAUUGAUAUCCCUUUUACAAUCCUUGGUUCUGAAGCUUCUGUGGGUCAUAUAUUGAAAUAUGCUCGGGAUUCUUUUUCGUGGCGUCGAGCAGCCUCGUUCAUAGUUGAUCCUGAAGCCUCUGACACGCCUUCGUUUAGUUCCUGGAGGGUUAGAUAGUUACCAAAGUACUUCCUCCGUUCCUAAAAGAUUGUCCCAGAUUCCUUUUCGGUCUGUCCCUUUGAGUUUACCCCAUGCCAUUUAUAGGGUGUGGUCCUAUAUUUUUCCUCUCACAUUCUAUUAUUUACAUAAGCAAAAAGACAAAACACUCAACCUGCAUGCUUUCAUUUUGCAUUCUAUCUUAAUAAAGUGAAAAAUAUGGUAUGUGGAAUCUUUUAGGGAUGGAGGGAGUAGUGGUUUCGAGUUUUGAUCAAA